Rotaria sordida is the source of this 1044-nucleotide messenger RNA. Lineage: Eukaryota; Metazoa; Rotifera; Eurotatoria; Philodinida; Philodinidae. The record is from the annotation of a GenBank genome assembly.
AUGGCAACUACUAAUACUAUGGUAUGGCGAUACAUUGUUCUACUGCUGAUGAUAUAUACAUCAAGCACAGACGAAAUAACAAAACUUAUAACAAUCAGUGACAGUCUAAUGAACAGUGUUCCUGACUAUUCACGCUUCUUCACAGUUGAUGAACUCUUCAACCAUUCACGUGUCGUAGCUUUUACACAUCCAAAUCUUGUAAAAUAUCAGAACGUUGGGUAUUCCCGGAAUGGAGAAGCUAUUCCAAUGUUGAGCAUCGGAAACGGCUCCAAGUCUUUGUUACUCUACGCUUGUCCACAUCCUAAUGAACCAAUUGGCUCAUUGCUUGUGGAUUUUCUACUUGAUGCUCUGUUUGAGCACAUCGAUUUAUUAGAAGCAUAUACAUGGCAUUUACUACCAUGCGUCGAUCCCGAUGGAACACGAUUGAACGAGGGUUGGUUUUCUGGUCCAUUUACCAUUCGUAACUACGCACAGUAUUUCUAUCGACCACGAACAGAAGAACAAGUAGAAUGGACUUUUCCUAUUGUUCAUAAAAAUUAUAGUUGGAGCACACCUUCCAACGAAACACAAGCACUAAUGAAUGCUAUCCAAUUCACACAACCUGACUUUGUUUAUGGCUUACAUAAUUCUGGUUUCGGUGGCAUGUAUUACUACAUUAGUCAACCUCUCUCGGACAUAUUUCCUGAAUUAGAACAGUUACCAUCAACGUUAGGUUUGUUUCUUGCCAAAGGUGAAGCUGAAUCUCCGUGGGUCACCCAGUUUGCACCGGCCAUUUUUAGUCCAUUGAGCUUACGUAAUGCGUAUGAUUAUUAUGAGAAGUAUACACAUAUCGAUCCAGUAAGUAUGAUGAGUGGAGGUGGAACUAGUUUUGAUUAUCUGGAAGAAAUUGGUCUAAAUAACACCAUUUUUCUCAUGGCAGAGCUACCCUAUUUUCAAUCACCUGUUGUAGCAAAUGAUACGAUUAUUCCGAAUCGAACAGAACGGGAUGUUCUUCUUCAAGGCCUUGAUAAGGACGAUGAAAGUUUAUUUCAAUGUUUCAACUAA